Molecule: messenger RNA, 1305 nt
Organism: Penicillium macrosclerotiorum
Lineage: Eukaryota; Fungi; Ascomycota; Eurotiomycetes; Eurotiales; Aspergillaceae
Exons: 5
Coding region: 1-1305 (434 amino acids)
Biological process (GO): spliceosomal complex assembly; protein phosphorylation; regulation of mRNA processing
Molecular function (GO): protein kinase activity; ATP binding
Source: RefSeq, a predicted model, not a curated record
AUGACACGCCCAUUGUCUUCUCUCUGCAGAAAGCCUUUCACGCUUCCACCUCUUGGUUCUCCUUUGCCUAAGGAUGAGAUGGUGGAUGAAGAGAUUUACCAAAAUUAUAACCCCAAAAAUUUUUAUCCAGCAAACCCUGGUGAUGUGCUAGCCGACCGCUAUCAAAUCCUGGCGAAGGUCGGCUGGGGAAUGUCCUCAACCGUAUGGCUUGCUCGCGAUAUGAGAGGAGAUAAAGAAGACCCUGAGCGUGUGGUUGCGCUGAAAAUCGGGAACACCAACCAGGAGGGAGCUGAUGCUGAACGUGAAAUCGAACAGCAUAUUGCCGAGGCUGAUCCAACGCAUCGCGGCCUAGCAAUUUUUCGGACACAUCGUGAUUCUUUCGAUCUUACUGGCCCAGAAGGCCGGCAUCUAUGUCUAGCAUAUCAAGCUAUGAGGGAGCCAUUUUCGAUCUUUAAGAGGCGCUUUGAAAAUGGAAGAAUCCCGCUUCCUCUUACCAAGACAUAUAUCUAUGUCCUCCUUGCCGGCCUCGAUUAUCUUCAUACGAUCUGUAAGGUUGUCCAUACCGAUUUAAAACUCGAGAAUAUGAUGGUCACCUUCGAGGACCCGGAAGUUUUUGGUGACUUCCUGGAUUUCCAAAUGGAGCAUCCAAUGGAGUACAAGGCAGACCCUUCUGGUCAACACGUUUUUCGCUGUCGUAGUGAUUUUGGGCCACUCAGGACAUUGAGAAAUAUUAUCCCGAAAAUUAUUGACUUUGGUACAUCAUUAAAACUUGAUGAAGACGAUAUGGGAAUCCUCCCUAUUCAACCUAGACCAUAUCGUGCUCCUGAGGUUACUCUAGGCUGUGGUUGGGACUCAAGUACUGAUAUCUGGAAUCUGGGUGUUCUUAUGUGGGAUAUGAUCCAAGGCCAAGAGUUAUUCCAACAGGUUUACGAUGCACAAGGUCGAUAUGACGCAAAAUCGCACCUAGCGGAGAUGAUUGCUUUGUUAGGCUAUCCUCCUCCAGAGAUACUUGCAGCAUCUCGGAAUAUGCGAGAGGCCGAAUGGCCUAUAGAGUUAUUUAAUGAACACGGUACUCUCUGCAACACUGUGGAACAAUUCUUUGGUGGGCCAUUCUUUGGUCAGGAUGGCAAAUUCUUGCACAAUGACCUGAUUCCAGAUCGAACUCUUGACGAUAGCAUCACCGUACUCGAACAAGAAGAGAAAGAGCAAUUCUUAUCUUUCGCACGAAUGAUGCUCACUUGGCGCCCAGAUGAGAGAAAAACAGCCCGCGAACUCAUGGAGCAUCCGUUCCUGAAGAUAAACUGA